Molecule: messenger RNA, 315 nt
Organism: Naegleria gruberi
Lineage: Eukaryota; Heterolobosea; Eutetramitea; Acrasida; Naegleriidae
Exons: 1
Coding region: 1-315 (104 amino acids)
Source: RefSeq, a predicted model, not a curated record
AUGAGCAUAACACCAACAAGAGAAGCUGUUCUUUUAUCGUAUAGAAAUAUUUAUCGCAUCUUGAGAACCACAAGAGAAUUAACCGGAAGUACGGAAGCCCUCAAAUAUGUUCAAUCACAAUUCCGUGCUAACAAACAAAAUCCAGAAAUGUUUAAAAAGGCCAAACUCUAUGAAGGAUAUGUAACAACACUAAAGGAUUAUUCGGAAUUGAUUCAAAUGUACAAGGUCGGAAAAUACGAACCAACAUUGAACGAUUUAUUGAAGAAAUCAGCUACAAUUGCUGGUGUUUCUCUCACUCCAAAAUCACAAAACUAA